This is a messenger RNA of Naegleria fowleri, 1107 nucleotides long. RefSeq lists its product as uncharacterized. The record is from RefSeq and is a predicted model, not a curated record. Bases 1 to 1107 code for a protein of 368 amino acids. Lineage: Eukaryota; Heterolobosea; Eutetramitea; Acrasida; Naegleriidae. The transcript has a single exon.
AUGACCGAUUCCAUGUUCAUGAUUGUGGAGAAGGAUGACACGACAUUCAUUUCAGAACGAAAGACCUUCCUCACUCUCACACGGACCAAAGAUGAAUUUGAAAAAAACGAAUCAACAACAACAACAACAACCAUGAACAACCUUCAAAGAAGAGACACAACAUUCAUCCCUAUGAGAGAAGAAGAAACCAACAACCACAGUCAUCAUGGCCACGCCCUGCACGAAUCUCUAAUUUUGUCGACUAUUUUUGGAUUUUAUUUGAAUAUCGGAGGAGUGGAUUCAACAGCAUCGAAGAAGAAGGACAGUUCGGAGGAGGAGAAGAAGAAGGAACCAUUGAAUCAACAACAACAACAACAACAACAAACAACUAUGAACAGUAGUAUUUCGACAUCAUCCUCCUCAUCCACCUCUUCAUCAUCACAUUCAGUAGUGAACAUUCCAUCAUCGCAUUCACUUGGUGAGAUUUUGUCCCUUCGUUUAGUGUGCAAAUCGUGGAAAUAUUUUCUCGAAAAGGAAUCCAAAGUCAUCAUUCCGAAAUGUGUCGUUCCAUUGAUUCGUGAGAGAAUUCGACAAGAAUACGAUCAGCAUUCCAGAAAGGCCUUUCCUUGUCAUGACCAACAACAAGAAUCUUCAUUAUCACUCCUUCUUCUAAUAGAAGAGAAUUCCAACGAAACAAACUCAUCAUCAUUACAUGUUCACAAUCCACAUCGAUGCAUUCCAUUUGGAGAAAUUCUAUCUUCCCUUGCUUGGUUGUGUGCAGUUCCUUUUGGAUUGGGAUGGAAACAUGUUCAUAAAUUGGAUGGAACCAUCAUUCCUCAACGAUUGGUGAGUCCAUUCUUUUUAGUGUGCAUGUCCAUGAGUGGAGUGUUGGGAUCUUUGAUGGCUUUUACGCUUUGGAAGAUGCCACUAUUGAUUCCAAUUGGAGCAUGUGGUGUGGUGGUGGAGAAUGUUUACAAUGGAGUGAGUGAUUGGAGAAUGAGAAGAAGACUUUUACAAAUGAAACAAGAAUAUGAGGCAAAAUGUGAAGCAUUGAAUCAAUGGGCGAACAAACUCACGAGUAGUAGUAGUAGUGGUGGUGAGGAAAGUCAUCAUCUUGAUGAAUUUUGA